AUGCUUCUAGAAAACGCCACGCCUAAGCACCACGAGGCAUUAUAUGGAUGCCACCUCGACCCAUUAAUCACGUGUCCUCACAAAAUUCUUUCCCAGUCAAUCUCUUUUCUACGACACCUUGUACUUUUUUUUAUCUUAUUUUCAAGUGUCUCCCUUGCUAAUCGAUCAAACAAAGAAACCAGAGACCGCCAGCCAAAAAAAAAAAAAAAAGAGCAAAGAUGCAGUACAACAACAGCACCAAGAUCGUAUUUGGCUCUGUAUGCAGCCCAAAAGGAGGGUCUCUUUCGAAGAAUUGCCUCGGGAGCAGCCAUUAAGGGAAGAACGGCUGACCCUACAAUUCACUCCGGAGAACUCGAAGCCGGACCUGAUGUUCACAGGGGUGAACCUCAAGGCAUAGAAAACUCCUUAGAUGACAAUAAAUUUAACGAGUUUCGAACAGAAGCAGAACCCAAACCCGGUUAUGAAACGGAAUCACUAAUGCAACCAAAAAUGCCACAUGACUCUUCUCUAAGGCUCAAGAGUUCCCAAGUGAACCAUCCUUUGGAACCCAUUGUACAACAAAGCCGUACGGUUAGUACUGCAGUCCUGGAAACUGUGUGCUUUGCCGGGCUUGACGGUACGCCCUGGCCAGAAAGCAAAGAGAAGGAGCAAAGCGACAUGAAAGAGAAAGCUAUGGAUAACAAGGAAUACUACGGGCACCACAAGGCGUCCCCUUUGUCAGAGAUUAAAGUGGCAGAUACAAGAAAGCCAAUCACAAGAGCCACUGACGGGACAGUAACAGAAGUAGUGCAAAAUGAAAAAGAUGGGAUUGGGUGGAGGCCGGAGGAGCUUGACACGGCUGAAGAGGCGCUUUCGAGGGCUACAAAGAUUUGGAAGGAGAAUGCGAUGCGUGGGAUUCCUGAGGCUCCCCAUUCUCGGAUUCUGAGAGAGCUGCACGGUGAAUGGUUUUGAUUGCAAUUGGAAUUAAGAGUGAAUCCUUUGUAUUAGUGUAUAUAAAGCCAAAUAAAUGAAGCUUAUGAGCGUUGUCCAAAAACACAAAAUAGUAUACGCUACUAGUCCUUUUUCGUAUUUAAGCCAAACAAAUGAAACUUAAUGCAAUUACUC
Molecule: messenger RNA, 1104 nt
Organism: Durio zibethinus
Lineage: Eukaryota; Viridiplantae; Streptophyta; Magnoliopsida; Malvales; Malvaceae
Product: GATA transcription factor-like protein
Source: RefSeq, a predicted model, not a curated record